CGUGACUACAGUGCGCACUUAAGUAGUAUUGAUCAAUAAAAGGCAGAUGAUCGCUGACAACAUUCGACAACGAAACGCCGUCGCUCGUCGUGCAUGGAGGAAAGCGGCCAACUGCCCACAUAGAAAGGAGCCAAGUAACCGGUAUGAUGGAAAUCAGCGAUGCUCCAAUAGCAAUCUACGAGCGCAGCUGUUGGAAUUAGAGUUUUUGGAGAACGAAAGGCAACGACUUCUAUCACAAAAUGGCAGGCGUAUUCGGCGACCAAUAACCUUAAGGAUUCCAGUUGUCCAAUCAUCCGGAAAGACUGCGGAGACUGACAUCGAUGAUCAUUGUCGUGGAUACAUGGAAUUAAGAAGAACGAAAAAGCGAAGUUUAUGUAACUGCACUGGCUGCUGCAAUUGGACCUGGUGUUGUCCAAACACACCGACUCGCGUUGCUAAAAGGAUGCCCCGCAAUAACCUACAUGUUGAAGGAUCACUUUAAGACACGAUUUGUUAAUUCCGUUUAUCCUUGCUUUUGUUGCUUAAAUUUAGCUUUUUGACCAUUAUUUCUGUUUAUCAGUCCAGUUUUUGUUCUUUAUGAUCGAUCCUGAGUUAAAGGCUUUGGAUGAAAAC
Dicrocoelium dendriticum is the source of this 612-nucleotide messenger RNA. The record is from the annotation of a GenBank genome assembly. Lineage: Eukaryota; Metazoa; Platyhelminthes; Trematoda; Plagiorchiida; Dicrocoeliidae.